This is a messenger RNA of Populus nigra (black poplar), 914 nucleotides long. RefSeq names its product protein LIGHT-DEPENDENT SHORT HYPOCOTYLS 10. Gene Ontology annotation, biological process: mRNA transcription; response to light stimulus. The transcript is spliced from 2 exons. The record is from RefSeq and is a predicted model, not a curated record. NCBI's taxonomy places the organism in Eukaryota, Viridiplantae, Streptophyta, Magnoliopsida, Malpighiales, Salicaceae. The coding region runs from base 151 to 663 and encodes 170 amino acids. Gene Ontology annotation, cellular component: nucleus.
AUGUCUACUCACCAGCAUCUAUGAUGUGAACUUCAUCUUCCUCCCCACUCCCAUCCUCUAUUAUUUUACCCCUCCGGACCUGUGCUCUUUUUUUCUUACCAUAUUUAGUAAAUUAGAGAUCAUUCCCAUUAAUCUUCAUCCGUAACAACGAUGUCCAGAGAAAGAGGAAAGGACAUAGCUGAAGGAUCUAGCGAGAAUCAACAGCCAGCAACUCCUAGUCGUUAUGAGUCACAGAAGAGAAGGGACUGGAACACUUUUGGGCAGUACUUGAAGAACCAGAGGCCUCCAGUGCCUCUUUCUCAGUGCAAUAGCAACCAUGUCCUAGAUUUUCUUCGAUAUCUUGAUCAGUUUGGCAAGACUAAGGUUCAUCUACAAGGUUGCAUGUUUUAUGGACAGCCUGAGCCCCCUGCUCCUUGUACUUGCCCUCUUAGACAAGCUUGGGGCAGCCUUGAUGCUCUUAUUGGGAGGCUUCGAGCAGCCUAUGAAGAGAACGGAGGCACACCAGAGACGAACCCUUUUGCUAAUGCUUCUAUUCGGGUUUACCUUAGAGAAGUAAGGGACUAUCAAGCAAAGGCAAGAGGGAUCCCACACAAGAAGAAAAAGAAGCAGCAGAUUUCAAGCAAAGGGAAUGAUGAAUCCAGCUCUGCGAUGCAGUUUUCUUAAAAUUCCACUUGGCUUUCCAGGAUCUGAGCACUUAUGUAUCGUCUUCAAGAAGGACACUAGUAGGAAGGGAUUGUUAGAGGACAGAAUCUCUCGGGAUACUGAGUCUCCUAGUCGUUGCUCUUUGGAGUUUGUAUUCUCUAAGUUCCCAGUACUUAGUAAAGUACUAGUUUUGUUUCAGUCAUGAUCCUUCAAGUGUGUGCAUAAUUUUGGACCAUUGACAACAGCAAUAUAAUUGCUCCUGCUUUCAUCAA